AUGAAGUCACUAUUAGUGUAUGGUGCAAACUUUAGUGGAUGGUUGGACCAUGCCUCAUUGAGCCUUGAUUUGAAAGUGUUAAUAGAUGAACAUGAUACUGCUUUACUAGGAAGUACAUUCCAAAGCACUGUUGUUCAGAUCAGAAAAAGUCUACUUAUUCGUUGUUCUCCCCGAAACUUAGAAAUACCGGGUUUGUGUCGGGCAGGGGAUAGUUUCGCUGAAAAUAAAGUUGGAAAAAUGGAAAGAAAUGGAGAGUUUAAUAUGGUGAAAAGAAGAACUUUAAAAAGAACCAACAAAGACAGUUUUGUUGAAGGGCUCCGGCCGUCAGCUGGCAAAGAAAGUAACCAAAAGUUUUUUGAUACCAGAGACUUAGUUGUUAUAUAUAAUCGUGUACCUAAGACAGGUAGCACGUCGUUCACGAACAUUGCGUAUGACUUAUGCGGAGAGAAUGAAUUUAAUGUGCUACACAUAAACACAACGAAAAACAUGCACGUAAUGGCCUUAUCAGAUCAGAUGCGGUUUGUAGUAAACAUAACAAAUUGGACAGUACGGAAACCUGCUUUUUAUCAUGGCCACCUGGGCUUUAUAGAUUUUACAAGAUUUGGUAGUAUACAGCAGCCUGUUUACAUCAACAUCGUACGCCAGCCUCUAGAGCGACUCAUCUCAUAUUUCUACUUUCUAAGAUAUGGCGACGAUUAUCGUCCAAACAUGCGUCGUACCAAGCAGGGCGAUAAAAUGACAUUUGAUGAAUGUGUUAAGAAAGAGAUGCCAGAGUGUCUUCCUGAGAAGCUUUGGAUGCAGAUCCCGUUUUUUUGUGGUCAUUUCCAAGAGUGUUGGAAUCCUGGGAGUGAAUGGGCUCUGCAGCAAGCCAAGUACAAUCUUGUAACUAAUUACUUAGUGGUGGGUUUGACGGAGGAGAUGGAUGACUUCAUUGCUGUGCUUGAGUCUACCCUACCGUCCAUGUUUACAGGUGCUAUUAAACUCUAUCAGCAUGGCAAGCGUUCCCACCUUCGCAAAACAAGUACCAAGAUAGAACCGUCAGCGGCAACAGUUGCCAAGAUAAAGAACUCUGUAGUAUGGAAAAUGGAGGAUGAAUUUUACAACUUUGCCAGAACUAUUUUCCACGACGUCAAAAGGAGAACACUACAAGUUAGAAACGGAGAAUAUAUAAACGUCCCACAACGAUUUACAUUUGAGAAGAUUCGUCCAAAACAACCACUGAAAAAAUGAACAGACAUAAAGGGGUUAUGCUUUGCUGGGCUAGUGAGAAUGAUUUCUGGGUAAUGAUUCAUACACAUAUAGUGCCUGCCUUGGGCUAGCUGAAUCUGGGUUCCCACUUUCUCUGGAUUGCAUUGUCAAAAUUAAUACCUAUAGUGUUUAAAGUGAUACUAAGUUUGACAUUUGAAAAAUGGAACAGUGUAAAGUUAAAAGGAAUGAACCUUGUAAGUUACGAACACAGCUUCACUGUAAACUUAAAUUUUCUUAUAACAUUUAUUCAGGAACCAGAACCUUUGACAUGUAAAGUACGGUAACCAAUUACUAGCCCAGGACUUGUGAAUCAAUAAUGUCGUGUCUGGAUGAAUCAAACUUGCCACAGAAUCUCAACUGAAUUUUUUUUAUUAUUAUUAUUUGUACAUUUUUGGAAA
Anneissia japonica is the source of this 1646-nucleotide messenger RNA. RefSeq names its product heparan sulfate 2-O-sulfotransferase 1-like. Lineage: Eukaryota; Metazoa; Echinodermata; Crinoidea; Comatulida; Comatulidae. The record is from RefSeq and is a predicted model, not a curated record. Bases 1 to 1230 code for a protein of 409 amino acids. The transcript has 8 exons. Gene Ontology annotation, cellular component: membrane. Gene Ontology annotation, molecular function: heparan sulfate 2-sulfotransferase activity.